AUGCCCGAGUUGCCUCCGUUACUGCGCUUGGCCUUGAAGUUCCGGAUCAGUAUACAACUGAUGCAACCGGAUGAUAUGCAUGUGUGGGUAACGAACCUUCAGCGCAGAGUCGGUCGACUGUUCGAGCUCAACCAUCACCAGGAUGGAAACAGCAUAUAUCACCGGCAUAGAUCUCUAUGUUCUAAGCCUUCUUCCUUCUACAUCUGGGCUGUUCACGGUUCGAAGAACUCCAUGCAUUCUCAUCAGCCUUCUCUCUCUUCUGUCGCUGCAUCAAUCAAGUCAUCAUCGACAACUUACUCACUUGAAGAAGACAAUGAUAACAUCGACACCAACAAUCCAAAUUUCUCGUAUGGACGAUCCGUCUCGUUCUAUCAGUCCAAUACGUUUUAUCCCAGUCUCCCCCUGCUAACCGGCCUGCCCAGUAAUGACAGUCACGAGUCCCUAGAAAAACUCCCCCUUCAACCGGCCGACAGUUUUGUGUAUCCAGUGCGAAUGAGUGCCAUCCUUCGAUCACCCCAUGAAAGUAGUGACCCGGGUCGGGAGUCUGUUAUUUCUCUUGAGACUAACUGGCGACGGCGCCAAACUAUCAAGCGUGGAGUCACGCGAAGAGUAAAACUUAUCAAGGGUAAUUUCAUUGUUGAGUAUCCCGUACCCACGGCCGUUCGGAACGCUAUCGAGUCAAAAUACACCUCCAUGCAAAGUACAGAAUUCUCGUGCCCGCUACAUGCGAUCCGGAUGACUUUACAGAAGCAAACGGUUUGGUCAUUACGAACAAGGUUCUACAACCGCGAAACGGAGCUGCUCAUUGCCGUCACCUCGUAUACUGAAGAUAAGACUUUGUACGCCCGCACCUUACAUGGAGUCAUGACGAACAUCCGUGACAUCUGUAAAACCAAAAAGUCCAAAUAUUGGCGAACUCAAGCCGAGGCCGGUUCUCCCGGCUGGCAAAAUAUCGUAGUGGCGCUGGUCGUUGACGGCCUGGAAGCGAUGGACAAGAGUGCCCUAGACAUCCUUGCCACUGUUGGUGUCUAUCAAGAUGGCGUGAUGAAAAAGCAGAUUGAUGGAAAAUCAACAGUAACGCACAUCUUUGAGUACACCAUGCAGCUAUCCAUGGAUGCGAAACCAAAUCUUGUACUUCCACAAGACGGCGAUCCAUCGAAUCUGGUUCCCGUGCAAAUCGUAGUUGGGUUAAAAGCGCAGAACCAGAAGAAGAUUAAAUCUCAUCGAUGGCUGUUUAAUGCUAUUGCACAAUAUCCUACUGAAAGUAUGUUUGGCUAUGUCUCCGUGUUGCCUGGAGCAUUCAGUGCGUAUCGAUACAGAGUCAUCCUUGGCCGACCUCUGGAGCAAUACUUCCAUGGCGACCACUCCCUUGCGGAGCAUCUAGGCGACCAAGGUAUCAACGGAAUGUCCAUCUUCCAGAAGAAUAUGUUUUUAGCCGAAGAUCGUAUUUCGUGUUUGGAACUGGUAGCAAAGCGAGAUGAACGAUGGACACUAACAUACGUCAAACCAAGUAAAGCCGAAACCGAUGUACCGAAGAGCGCCGCGGAGUUGAUAGGACAACGGCGGAGAUGGCUCAAUGGUUCAUUUUCUGCAAGCGUCUACGCGCUCGUCAACUUCUUCAGGUUUUCCUGCUCGGGACAUAGGAUCUUUAGAAUGCUGUUCUUCCAUAUACAAGGCUUGUACAACGCCUUUUCUUUGGUCUUCUUAUGGUUCGCCCUGGCCAACUUGUGGCUUACGUUCAGUAUCAUCAUCGAUCUGCUAUCAUUGCAGGGAAUUCACUGGAUCAACUUGGGUUUAAAGUAUCUUUAUCUGGGUUUCCUUGUACUGCAGUCGUUCUUUAACCUACCUCUUGGUCCCCUGGUUGCUGCAAUGAUAUCUACAUUCGGUAUCUAUUUUUUUGCAUCCUUCUUAGAUGGCGAUCCAUGGCACAUGUUCACAAGUUUCAUGCCGUAUCUAUGUCUAGCGCCAAGCUUCAUCAACGUUCUCAAUGUCUACGCAUUUUGUAAUCUGCAUGACGUGUCUUGGGGAACGAAAGGAAGUAACAAAAUAGAUGUUCUUCCCUCACUGAAAUCUCGUACAACGCUUGGAAAUGACGAGCCUCAUGUUGAGGAUACGACUAGGAUGCAGGAGGACGUCAAUACUGCAUUCAAAGAGACGGUCACGCGCGCUCUUUGGAAGAUUAAGAUUCGACUUGUGGCUACAUGGAUGUUCACAAAUGGCAUCCUCGCCGUCGGGAUCGAGAAUAUUAAUGGUUGGCUGAAUGUGGACGACGAAAAUAUAUCAAAAGAGAUGAUCAAGAAUUUCGAGGAGGGCUAUUCGGAGAAGAGAAACAAUUACUUUGCUUUCAUCUUAUAUUCGACUUUUCUUCUGUCGGUUGUGAGGUUGGUAGGUUGUUUAUGGUAUUGGCUCGGACACAACUUGUGCAAGUCUUGUCGUAGGACCUGA
Molecule: messenger RNA, 2445 nt
Organism: Guyanagaster necrorhizus
Lineage: Eukaryota; Fungi; Basidiomycota; Agaricomycetes; Agaricales; Physalacriaceae
Exons: 14
Coding region: 1-2445 (814 amino acids)
Biological process (GO): chitin biosynthetic process
Cellular component (GO): cell periphery; cell septum
Molecular function (GO): chitin synthase activity
Source: RefSeq, a predicted model, not a curated record